Molecule: messenger RNA, 592 nt
Organism: Racocetra fulgida
Lineage: Eukaryota; Fungi; Glomeromycota; Glomeromycetes; Diversisporales; Gigasporaceae
Source: the annotation of a GenBank genome assembly
AUGGAAAUGAAUGUAGCAAUGGUUGAUCUCCAGCAUAAUUUACUUCAUAGACGUCCAGAUCGAUUUAAUGUAACUGAUAAUGUUAAGGCUGAAAUCCAACAAAAUAUUCAUCGUACACCUGCAGAUAUUUUUAGACAACUAGAACAACAAAAUCCAAACCUAACACAAAAACAGGUUCAUGCAUGGUGGACUUAUUUUCUAAAAAAGGAAUAUGAGCAUGAUUAUAAUGAUCAAUUAAAUUCAACAAAAAUUCUUGUAGAAGAAAAUGAACUUAAGAUGAUUUUAAUCAAUAAUCAAGGAAUCAAAUACUUGGGCUUUAUAACACCAUUCUUUGAAUUAUUAAAAAAUAAUAAUGAAAUUGUUAUGGACGCUACGUAUAAAACAAAUAUUUUAGGAUAUGAGUUGUAUGCGAUUAUUGUUGAUACCCUCAAUGAUAUUACAAAUUUAAUUUCUAUUGAUGAUAAAAAUAACAAAUCACUUCAACUAUUCAAACAAUAUAAAUCAAUACUUUAUGACGCACUUGAAAUCGUGCAAAAACAGGAAAAUGCCAAUAAUAUUCAAUGGGCGCAAGCUGUUCAAAAAAGUUUUAAGG